Molecule: messenger RNA, 864 nt
Organism: Giardia duodenalis
Lineage: Eukaryota; Fornicata; Diplomonadida; Hexamitidae
Product: Tetratricopeptide repeat-containing protein
Exons: 1
Coding region: 1-864 (287 amino acids)
Molecular function (GO): protein binding
Source: RefSeq, a predicted model, not a curated record
AUGGACCUUUUUGAACAGUGUUUCGAAAUCUAUUCUGCAGGAGAUUAUCGCCAGGCAGAAGCAUUGAUAUCUAAGCUCAUCAGUCACUCUCUACAGAAUCAGCAAUGCCCUCCUUUGGUCUUGGCGAGGUUCUUUACACUUCUUGGCUCUUCUCAGUUGCGCUGCCAAUCCUACCAUAGUUGCAUGACCUCUUACCAAUCUGCAGAACAAAUCCUUCGGGAGGCCUAUGGUCCAACGUCUCCUUUUCUAGCAACCGUUUACAUCAAUAUGGGGAUUGCAUACAUGGCUCAAUCUGAUCCUGUGAAGGCGCUUACUUAUGCCCAGCGUGCCAAGAACAUUGUAGACAAAGAUCUGUCUGGGAAGUCGUCUGCCGUUCUUCAAGGGAGCAUCUACCAUCUAAUGGGGUAUGCAGCAGACAUGCAAGUUGACAACAAGACGGCAAAGGAUUAUUAUGAGCGUGCAGUUAAAGUGCGAAAGAGCACAGAUCCAUAUAGUGAUGCCUGUGGAAAGUCCAGCUAUAAUUUGGGAUCACUGCUCCUGUCCAUGCGCAUGAUCGAGCCAGCAGAGCAACACCUAAAGACUGCCCUACAAGUGUAUCAGCACUUAGUUCAAAAGAAACCGACUGUUUAUGGAUUAGCACAAGCUCGAGUCCUUUACCGCUUAGCACUACUAUAUAAGGAAAGCAACAGACAAGCCCUCGGCGCAAAGGCGGCAGAAGCUGCUGUAGAGCAAUUUAAACUUGUUAAAGACCCCAAAAGUGCAGAGUGCUUAAGCGCAUCUGCUCUUUUGAAUUACUUUAGAUAUGGAAGCUCAAGAGGAACCUCAAUCGAAGAGUCGUCUUCACUAGCUCUUGAUUGGUUAUAG